Messenger RNA from Bacidia gigantensis, 1458 nucleotides. RefSeq lists its product as uncharacterized. The coding region runs from base 1 to 1458 and encodes 485 amino acids. The transcript has a single exon. NCBI's taxonomy places the organism in Eukaryota, Fungi, Ascomycota, Lecanoromycetes, Lecanorales, Ramalinaceae. The record is from RefSeq and is a predicted model, not a curated record. Gene Ontology annotation, molecular function: glutamine synthetase activity.
AUGACCGACAAACCCUCCACCACUGCAGAAAGUACCACCUCCCCCUCCACCCCCACCACCCCCAUCGACAAGCUCAACGCCCUCCUAACCACCAACCCCUCAAUCGAAUUCCUGCGCUUCCACUGGCUCGACUACAGCGCCACGGUACGCACACGCCUAGUAUCCGUCCGCUGCGCCCGCGCCCUCGCCGUGGCCUCCACCCCCUCCGCUCCCAACGAUUCAAAGUCCACCACCAACUCCGCCAGCAGCACCGGCACCAUCUCCGUGGCCUCGCCCAUGGCCUCUGCCUUCCUAAUCGACGGCUCCUUCCACGAAGUACACGCCGGCAAGAAGGACCAUCUCGUGCCGGACUGGGACACGCUCAACGUCCUCUCGUACGCGCCAGGGCACGCGGGGGUGAUGUGUGCGAUUGACGAAGGGGCGACGGGGACGGAGGAGGGGCUGGGCUUUGAUCCGCGGAGUUUGCUCGUCAAAGCUGAGUGCGACGCCGAGAAAGACGGCAAAGUCAAUUUUCUGGUGGGUGUGGAGAUCGAGUUCUAUCUUCACGUAGGCUCGACGCCGGUGAGACCCGUCGUGGACGUCACGAGUUACUGCUCCACGGCCUCGCUGCGCACUAAGUACGGGAAAGUGCUCGAGGAUGCGGUGCGCUGGACGGAGGCGGCGGGAGUUCCGGUGUGGACGGCACACAGCGAGCUCGUGGACGGGUUGUUUGAGAUCAACCUGGAGCCGUUGACGCCGGUGAAGGCGGCGGACGCGAUCGUGUAUGUGACGGAAGCGAUAAAAAGCGCGGCUGUGGCGCAGGGGCUCAGGGCGACGAUGCAUCCGAAACCGUUUGAUAAGACGCACGGGGUGGGGAUGCACUUGCAUAUUUCGCUGCAGGGCGAGGGGCGGGAGAAAAGUAAGGAUGAUGGGUUCUUAGCCGGGGUGCUGGACAGCGUGCCAGGCAUCUGCGCGAUAUCCAUGCCAGGAUACGAUAGUUAUCUUCGAGCGGACUUCGCGGGCGGGGAGUGGGUGAGCUGGGACACUGAGAACCGCAUGUGCAGUGUACGCAAGAUACGCGAUGCGUACUGGGAAUUUAGGUUUGUGGAUGCGACGGCGAAUCCGUAUUUAGCGCUCGCGGCGAUUUUGGGGACGGGGAUGAAGGCGUGGAAGGCGGGGAGGGAGCUUAAGAUGAAGCCCGUGCAGGGUGUGCCGCCUGCGGAGGAGGAGAGGAGGAAGGAGUUGGGGGUGGAGAAGAAGGCGCCGGGGAGUUUGAAGGAGGCGGUGGAGGCGUUGGAAGGGGAUGGGGCGGUGAAGGAGGUUUUGGGUGAGAAAGUGGUGGAGAGGUUUGUGGGGUAUAAACGGCAUGAGGAGAGUGUGCUUGCGGGGGCUUACGCUCCAGGAGAGACGGAAGAUGGUCAUGGCAAUAUUUUGAAUGGGGGUGGCACAUGGAUUUGUAACGGUAUGAUUAGUAGGUAA